AUGAGUAAGAGUACGGACAUUAGAAAUUUCUUUGGAAAGAAGUCAGCAGAGAGUCCUGCCAAAAAGACACCACGGAAGCGUCGAAUAAUUGAAGAGGAAGACGACGAGGAUUUUGCACCAAGGUUACAGCAGCCUGUGAAAAAAGAGGAAGACGACGAAGAUUUUAUACCAAGAUUCCAGCAGCCUGUGAAAAAAGAGGAAGACGACGAAGAUUUUGUACCAAAGUUCCAGCAGCCUGUGAAAAAGAAAGAUUCUGAGCCAGUACGCCGUGGAGCUAAAAGAAAGAGUAAUGAGUUUGCCACAAUUGCUGAAGGCGCGAAAAAAGCCAAGAAAAAGGGAAAAUCGGACGAUGUAUCGACUGAAAAGGAAGGAUUAGAGGGAAAGACAUUCGUAUUUACUGGUGAUCUUUCUUUUGAACGUGAUGAAGCACAAGAUAUGGUUAGACGUUAUGGCGGUCGUGUGACAGGUGCACCAAGCUCAAAAACAUCUUAUCUCGUAGUGGGUGAAGAGCCGGGACCCAAAAAGAUCGAGAAAGCCAAAGAACUCAAUAUUCCAACUCUAAAUGAAGAAGAAUUUCUUGAUUUGAUUAAAAGCAUAGAAAAAAAAAAAGCUGAAUCUGCUGUUAAGAAAGAAGAUUUGCCUGAAGACAAGUCAGAAGUUGUUAUCGUUUCUCCGUCAUCAUCAACCAAUGAAAAUAUAGUUGUAGACUCUCCAUCUGCAGUCGAGUCGAAAUUAUGGGUGGAUAAACACAAACCGAAAACAUUAGCUGAAUUGUGUGGUAAUAAAUCUGCCAUCGAAAAACUUCAAAAGUUUCUUUGUGAUUGGGAUAAAAAUCAAAAGAGAAAUUUUCCGAGCGGUUCCAAAGACGACCUCAGUGGAUUUAGGGCAGUUUUGAUUUCUGGCCCACCCGGGAUCGGAAAGACAACAGCUGCUCAUUUGAUCGGUGAACUUGAAGGAUACGAAAUCGCAGAGUACAACGCCAGUGAUGUCCGGUCUAAAAAAUCCUUGGAGGUUAUGGUAAAAAUUGCAACAUGCAAUACGUCAAUUACUAGUUUUUAUCAUCAUGCUUCAAGUGACAGUAAAGCUCCCGAGACAAAGCACGGUCGUCCUCUCAUAAUCAUGGAUGAAGUGGAUGGAAUGUCGUCCGGAGAUCGUGGUGGAUUAGCUGAGUUAAUGUUGUUAAUUAAGAAAACUCAAGUGCCGAUCAUUUGUAUUUGUAAUGAUCGGGCUUCUUCCAAAAUGAGAACUUUGGCAGGCUCUCCCUUAGUUUGUGAUUUACGAUUCCAAAGACCUCGUGUUGAGCAUAUUAGAAGCCGUAUCCUGUCUAUAGCUUUUCAAGAACAUCUUAAGCUUACUGGUCCUGUUGUAGACGAGUUGAUCCGUAACUCGCGUACUGACAUUCGCCAAGUACUGAACAUGAUGUCUUCGUAUAAGCUCACGAAUAAUUCGAUGGACUUUGACCAAGGACAGGAAUUAUCAAAAGCAUCGGAAAAGAACGACGUUUUGAGUCCAUGGGAUGUCACUGCUAAAUACUUCAGUCCAGCUUCGUGGAGAGAAAAAAACAUGGAUAUAAACGAAAAAAUUGAAUUGUACUUCCAUGAACCUAAUCUUAUUCCGUUGAUGAUUCAGGAAAAUUAUAUAAAAACAAAACCGACUCGUGCCACGGAUAUAGCAAACAAAACUGGUCAAAGUCUUGACCUUGUGACUUUAGAAUUACGAAGCAAAGCUGCUGAUGCUAUUUGCUUUGCGGAUAUAGUAGAUGCAAAAGUACACAGCACUCAGCAAUGGAGCUUGAUGCCAUUCCAUGCAGUAAUGUCAUGUUUGAUGCCCGCAUCUUAUAUUCAUGGUUCGAUGUCUGCUACGAGCUAUUAUGGCGGUGGUCCAAUUGCAUUUCCAGGCUGGUUAGGUAACAACUCGAAAGCAAAUAAAUACCAACGAAAACUUCAGGAAAUACAAAGUCGCAUGCGACUAAGGAUAUCAGGUGACAAAAAUGAAGUCAGGCAGAGUUACAUUCCUGCUUUGAUUCCUGCCUUGACAAAACCGUUGAUUGAUCGCGAAAAUGAUGGGAUACCAGAAGUGAUAGAAAAAAUGGACGAGUACUUCUUGACCAAGGAAGAUUGGGACGUGAUGCUUGAAAUGGGACUUGCGCAUAACGAUGGCGAUAAAAUAUUGAAGAGGAUUCCCACUUCUGUCAAAUCAGCCUUCACAAGAAAAUAUAAUAGCUCUUCUCAUCCAGCUCCAUACACGCGGGGCCUUGUCACAGCCAAGGCAACAAAAGCCGUUGCUGGACCCUCGUCGAAAGAAGUUCCCGAUAUCGAAGAAGCAAUCGAAAUCGAUGAAAUUCUUGAAGAGGAAGACGGAUCAUCGAAUGAUGCUGCCGAAGAUGAUUUAACGCAAGAUAAAAACAUCAAAAGGAAAAAUGGAACUGGGAGAGGCAAAGCUGCUGCUAGUUCAAAGAAGGCCGCGAACGCUUCGGGAUCUAGAGGUGCACGUGGUUCGGGAUCGAGAGGAGGAAGGGGAAGCCGAGGUGGUCGUGGUAGGGGUAAAAAAUAG
This is a messenger RNA of Ambispora gerdemannii, 2553 nucleotides long. The record is from the annotation of a GenBank genome assembly. Lineage: Eukaryota; Fungi; Glomeromycota; Glomeromycetes; Archaeosporales; Ambisporaceae.